UUUAAUAAGUAUUUUAGAACGUUGCUGAAGAAGUUUCUGUACUCAUUACUCCACCAAUUAUUAUAGAUGUCCGUAACCUCUGUAGACACCACGAUCACAGUUUUCCCUCCAUUCUAGAAAAAAGCUGGAGCAGUUUUCUCACUCUUUCAGAAACCUAACUAAUUUUUUAUACCAAAGAAGAUGGCAAAAGAGCAGCAAAAGCAGGAUCCUGGGGCAUUCACCAACUCUUUGCAAACCCAAAACCAGGAAUUGCAGGGUAAAGGUGAAGUGGAAAAGGAGGAGGCUGAGGCCCCUUUCACUCUCAGCGUCACCUAUAAGGUUUUGUACAUGUUGGGAGACAUCACAGCAGGGCCUGCGUCUAUGUUCGCGCAAUGGCUCCAAUUAGUUCGUAAACGCACUUCCAAUCAUCGCACUUCUGGCUUCCCUCACCGUUCUUCCACCAUGCCUUCUAGCCUGGGAGAAUCUAUUGAGGAUGUGAAAAAUGAUCAGCAAACAGAAUUUAGUUUGUGGGAGAGGCUUGGUAAAGCUGAAAUGUUGGACAUUGAAUCGAGUUCAUUUUCUUGGGACAGACUCUCUUCACUUCACCACACUGAACACACUAGCAGCAACGAACAUUCUGAGGAUGAAAUGAACCGAGCUCUCGAGGUAACAGUAAAUUCUGGAGGGGUAGUCUUCUUUGCCUUUUUCAACGGUCGUGAGAGUGGUGAUGGUUGCUCAAAAGAAGAAACAGCGGUUAUAAAGAUAUCGUCUUCAAGAAUGGCAACACAAUCCGAACGUCUCGGAUAUGAAUUUGCCAAGUGGUUGGGAGUUCAAACUCCUCAGGCUAGAGUCAUCCACAAUACAAGUUUAGAGUGGAUACAAAUAAAGGAAGCUACAGAAAAAGCAAGAGAUGCAGCAAGUUCUGCAGGUGAUGCAAUUGUUGAACUGACAUGCACAGAACUUCUGGAAGCACUUGAUCUUAGCCGAUGUCUCAUGUUUAUGAGUUAUGUGCAUGGUUCACCCUUGCUUGAAAGCUCUAGAACUUUUGAGUCACAGGAAUGUGCAGAAAGAACAGCAGCAGCCCUUGGCAGAGUACUGAUGUUGGAUCUUGUCAUCAGAAAUGAAGAUAGGCUCCCUUGCCGACAGCUUAGAUGGCGUGGGAACUCUGCAAAUUUGUUAUUGACUGAAAAAGUAAUCUCUGCAAAUGUGGAUAUAAUAGGAGAAACCUUUAAUUCUGCAGUGAACCGAUAUGGACCAAGGGUGAGUAGGGCACUUCAAAAAGAGAAAAGGUCAACAUCAGUUGAUAGUAGAAUGAAUUCUCAUAAUUCUGGUUCGGUAUCACAAUACCCUGGUCUUUCUGGCAUCAAAUACACAUCAAUACCCACUCACAUGAAUAUGAAAAGUCAAACAUCAGGAGAAUCAAUGCUAACUGACUUUAACAUUGUGGCAAUUGAUUCUGGCGUACCCCGUCGACCCCCUGCUGGAAAGCGUGCAGAUGACCAAGUUAAUUAUCCUAAGUUGGUUGAGUUACUACUGAAUAGCUCUGAGUUUUCUUCUAACCUAUUACAUGAUAUAACUGGAGGGAGAUUAGGAUGUCCUCCUCUAGAAGACACCAACACAACAACUGAUGUUCACACAGAUGAUGUAGCAGCACUAGUUCAUGAGUUCCGUAAUGGUUUUCGUGCCGCUCUCAUGGACAUGCAGGGAUUCCAUAUAUUCCUACUCACACUUCAUCAAAAACUUGAUAAUUUGUUAAGGUUAUUUAUGAAUGCUGUAGGCAAAAUAUCAUCAGGAGAGUCUGAAAAGGAGGAUGCAGUGGUUCAUGACUUACCUUCACCAGCUUUUACUGGCAGUUGUCUUUCCCCAUCUAUUAAGGAGAGAUAUUCUAAUGAUAUUCAUCAAGAUUGUAGUGAUUCAGAAUCACAGAGAACUGCUCCAAGGGCAUCAUCAUCUUCAGGCAGUAGAGAUUGCUGUGACUCUGCCUCUCCUGCGUCACGAGAAGGUUGGCAUGGAAAGCACCCUAAAGGAAGUGCGGAGUCACUUCGUUGUUUGCGCUUGACAACUAAGCUUCGUGAUUUACAUAAAUUUGCCAAGGUUGACUCAGAAUCUAAUAAAGAAUUGGAACAAUGGAAUGAAAUGCUAAAAAAUGAUGCAGUCAAGUUAUGCUUGGAGAACAAUUUUAACACAGGAUUUUUCGAGGGUGGUGAUAACAACACCGUUGUUGAUGCAUACGAACUGAAGGUCAGACUUGAGCAUAUCCUUGAGAGGAUUGCACUGAUAUCUGAGGCUGCAAAUACAGAGAGACCAUCUGCUGUUACAAAUAGUCUGUUCAUUGGUGGAGCGCUGGCUGCAAGAUCUACAUACACCCUACAACACUUGGGAAUUACACAUAUUUUAUGUUUGUGUACAAAUGAAAUUGGCCAAUCAGAUUCUCAGUUUCCUGAUCUAUUCACAUACAAAAAUUUCUCUGUGUGUGACGAUGAAGAUUCUAACAUCAGCAGCAUAUUUGAAGAGGCUUGUGAUUUUGUAGAUUAUGUUGAGAAAGCUGGUCAGAGUGUUUUAGUUCAUUGCUUUGAGGGGAAAAGCAGAAGUGCCACUUUGGUCCUCGCUUACCUAAUGCUUAGGAAGAAAUUCACUUUGUUAGACGCAUGGAAUGCUCUAAAACGAGUUCAUCGUCGAUCUCAGCCCAACGAUGGUUUUGCAAAGAUCUUACUUGAGCUAGACCAGAAACUGCACGGCAAGGUUUCAAUGGAGUGGCAGCAACGGAAACCAAUGAUGAAAAUAUGUCCCAUCUGUGGCAAGAAUGCUGGACUAAGUAGUAGUUCACUUAAACUCCAUCUUCAGAAAUCACACAAAAAGCUGUCAUCAGGGAGUGUGGAUAGUGCCAUGACAAUGGAGAUCAAGAAGGCAUUAACAGCUUUGAAGAUUAGCCGUGGUGGGAGUGUUAGUCCCACACAAAGGCAGUCGCACUCAAUGGUUGAUACAUAAAUAGCUCUUACAAAUAUUACGUAACAUUCAUUCAAGAUUUUAUUUUCAUGUUAGAAAUUUUUUAGUAAGAGUGAGUGAAAUAGUGGUUUGGAAAUAGGAUUAGUUUGGCUAGUGAUUUCAUGUAAUUGGGUACUGUGGAUUUUCUUUUUGUGUGAUUCUUUUAGAGACCUUGUUUAAGCACCUUAAGAAGCCUAAUGUUUUCAUUUCUAAUC
This is a messenger RNA of Vigna angularis (adzuki bean), 3179 nucleotides long. RefSeq names its product dual specificity protein phosphatase PHS1. The transcript is spliced from 11 exons. NCBI's taxonomy places the organism in Eukaryota, Viridiplantae, Streptophyta, Magnoliopsida, Fabales, Fabaceae. The coding region runs from base 181 to 2967 and encodes 928 amino acids. The record is from RefSeq and is a predicted model, not a curated record. Gene Ontology annotation, molecular function: protein tyrosine/serine/threonine phosphatase activity. Gene Ontology annotation, biological process: response to abscisic acid; cortical microtubule organization; protein dephosphorylation.